CGUUCUGCUCCAAGUACAACAUUGCUGUGGUUCACUCUGUGCACUAAUGCCAUUUUUCCUUAGCAAGAAGCUGUAACACUAAGUAUUUGAACUGCUGUUUAUGUUCUACUAAUUAGUAAUAGCAUAUUAUUUCACUGAAGGAUCAGCUCGUUUGCAUCAUGUCACUGCAACUACACAGAUUUGUCACUGCAACUACACAGAUUUGUCACAGCCUUUAGACCUUUGCAGCUGCCUAUGCAGAUGAGUUGAAUCAUCUGUCCAAUCAAAUCCCACCUGGGCGGGGCAGUUGAGUCACAUAGCGGAUUACGAGGCUGGGGGAGAAAUAAGGGAAAAGUUUAGCUGGGAGAAGUUUGCAGCAAUGCCCUUACAGAGCACUCUGCCGAAUUCCUAUAGGAAGGAAAGAUAGGGGGGCAGAAAAAAAGAGAAGGAGGAAGAAGCUGGAGGGAGAAGUAAAGUAUUGUGCUUGCAAGGAGGGGGGCAGAAGCUGCUGUGCAUUUUGUUUGGGGGGGCAAAAUGAGCCUGUUGUCAGCUAUUGAUACCACUGCUUCAGUAUACCAGCCUGCCCAGCUCCUCAACUGGGUCUAUUUAUCUCUGCAAGACACACAUCAAACCAGCGCCUUUGAUGCCUUCAGACCAGAGUCCAGCUCUGCCUCUCACCCUGAUCUCAACAGCUACUCCAAAAGUCCCCAAGAUCUGAGUUCCUCCAUCCACUCCAGCUAUCUGAGCAGUUUUCUGCAACUCCAGAGGACUGAGGCAUUAGGUAACAGCCUUUAUAAGGGUGCAUCUCCAUAUGGGUCUCUAAACAAUAUUGUGGAUGGGCUAAGCUCGCUCACAGAACAUUUCUCAGAAAUCUCACUAUCCUCCGAGAAUAGAAAACCCAGCAAAAGGCCCCCUCCAAAUUAUCUAUGUCACCUCUGCUUUAACAAAGGUCAUUAUAUCAAGGACUGUCCUCAGGCUCGUCCCAAGGGAGAAGGGUUGACACCAUACCAAGGAAAGAAGCGCUGUUUUGGGGAGUACAAGUGUCCAAAGUGCAAGCGGAAAUGGAUGAGUGGAAACUCGUGGGCCAACAUGGGCCAGGAAUGCAUAAAGUGCCACAUCAACGUAUAUCCUCAUAAACAGAGACCCCUAGAGAAACCUGAUGGCCUCGACGUGUCUGAUCAGAGCAAGGAACACCCACAGCACCUGUGUGAAAAGUGCAAGGUGUUAGGCUACUACUGCCGCCGUGUUCAGUAAAUUGCAAGAAAGACAACAGCGAAUCAACAGACACAAAUGAAUAAAUACAAGAAACAAAAUUACUAGUUAGUAAACCAGGGAUGUCCGACUUCCAACCUUCCAGCCAUUGUCUUGCUGAGGAUAAAAUAUGUACUUUACAACAAAUGGCAGGCUGAUAGUUUGGCAUCUGUUAUAUUAACUAAUGAUGUACCUUGAGAACGCUAGAAUGUAACAUUCUUCCUGUGUAUUUGUAUAAGAAGUAUUUAUAAAGUAUUACGCCUUUUGAAAAAGUGUUACAGCGGUUGCUAUCCUGCUUCAGAUUUUUUUAACAUCCUAAUCUCAUUGAGUUUGCAGUCAUCAUAAAUGAUUGUUGCAUUGCCCUAGAGAUGUAUGCAUAUACAUAGGAUUCUGCCCCCAGAAAUGCUUGUUUGGAUAUUUUCAGAAUAUAAUUAGGUACAAUAGAAAAGGUUACCUAAGAAUCUCCUGAAAAUGCCUAGCGUUAACACUAAUAUUAACACUAAUAAUAUAGAUAAUUUUUUUCCAUUAUCAUGAAAGUCAAAGACUACAGAAGCACUUCCUAACUAGAUCAUUUGUCCUACUCAUAGUAUGUGGUGGCUAUGCGGUGUAACAAGAUUCAGCACAUCUUUGAGGGAAUCCUGAAUUUUUACAGCAUAGAAAAUAUAAGCACUAACAAAAAUAUUGCAAUGUUUGAAUCAAUAUUGCACACCACUAGACAUGGAAAUAUACCAUUUAAUUAGCAGUAAUACACUACUUUAUCCUGCAAAAACAUUUUAAAUGCUAAUGCUGUGUUUAUCAGUGUUUGAAAAGGAAAACUAUGUUUGCUUAAAAGCGCUGUUUACCAUAUUUCUCCUACUUUUCAUAUUUACCAAAACCAUUACUUUUCACUGUUGUCAGUUUUUCCCAAUUUCACCAAAAGAUUUUUAAAUGAACUUUCACCAGAUUUUUAUUUCAAAUAAAUUGUCAUAAAGCAUUGUUUGGUACAAAUGCUGAAAAAUCUAUUGAAAUGUCCCAGGAAAUCCUAAGAAAGACCUUCACUGGAAAUUUAAGGCUAAUGUCCUAUGAAGAGAUAAGUUGCCUGCGAUAAAUCUCUGCUACUGUGGGCGAGAUUUCUGUGUAGCGGAGAUUUAUCGCGAGCGACUAAUCUCUCUGUGGGGCAUUAGCCUUUUUAAAACAAAAUAAUGAUGCUUAAACUGCCAAAAGCCAACUUCAGCCUUGAUAAAUACAGCAUGAGAUGUUUAUCAUGUGAAAAUACUUGGAGUUUUAAAAAAAUCUAGCAGCUGAUAGCAACCCUACCUAACUGAAUAUAAGCCCCCACUUUGGGGAGAUAUGGGGGAUUUGUUUACAUAAAAUUUUACCUAUUUGCUGCUAGAAGAAUUUAAGGUCUUAAAUGUCCUCUGCAGCAAAAGGCUUAAAUAUGGCCUAUAUGCACAACAAGCAAUUGCCUUAUUGGACCUGAUAUUAGCAGUAUUACAUGUUGUGUUUCAGUUUGUUCUUUAGUAGGCCAAAAACACACACAAAAUUUGAACUGUGAAUUUGGGGUUGUCCGUGGAUGGAAAGUUGUUUCUAAUCCCAUAGGUAGAAUUUUGCAGAAUCUAUUUAUUAUCUUUGUUUUGGAAGCCACUUUCUGGAAUAUUUGUCUGUCUGAAAUUCAUCAGUGUGUUUGUGUUUGUACAUGUCUGCAUGCGUGUUGUCAUUACUCUUGUUAUAACUGACAGUUCGAUACAGGAUUAACCAGACUUUAAACUUCACAUUUUAUAAUACUCAUUCCAGUGUACUUUUCCCUGUGUUAGAGUAGGUUUGGAAACAGAAUGAUCCUUUAUUAAUGACUUUAGGCAAUUGUCUUUUGUAUCUUUAAAAUAAUUCUUCUUUUGGUGUAAUGCACCUUAGGAGAAACUGCUCCUUGUAGAACAUCAGUACAGGGAACAAAUCUGUUUCUGUGUGGGAUGAUGCACUAGAUGUCUGCCAAAAGUGAUAAACCGUGUUAGCAGAAAAGGGACAGACAUAAGGGAUUAACAUGUAAAAAACAAUAGAGCUCUGUGGUAAAAAAUGAAAAACUAAAUCUGGCCUAAAUGCCUUCUGAAGGUUUAGGUCUUUUAAAGGCUGCUGACACAGCUGGAACUUAUCUUGCAUAUAAUCAGUAAGUGCGCUAUGGUAUGUAUGUGAAUGUGUGACUGGUCCUCUGAUGGCUUGUGCACAAGUGCAUUGUAUGGUGAACAUGUACGAAGAACAAGGUUUAAAUAAUGCAAUGCUCUCAAGGGUUUUAAGCUGCCUUGUGCCCUGCUGGCUUUUUUGAGAUAAGGAAGUUAUCAACAAACUAUUUGACCAAAUCAUAACAAUAGAAGACAGUAGGGGGGGCCUGAAGUGUAGAGGACCCAGUAAGGGAUCGAUUCGUUGGUUCACUGUAUGUGGGUGAAAAAACAGUCAUCAUGGUAGGCCAAAAAAAAAACUUUGAUUUUGAGCCAAUAUCUUCUAGUUAUAGUGCUGAUUUAGAGAAUAGUGUAGUCUUUAGGUGUUCAUACAUAGCCACGGCUCGUUGGGCCAAUUAGUCAGAUAACUGUAAGGUCAGCCAGUAUAACGCUACUUUCAUAGGCUUAAACUGACAACAUGUGUUAUUAUGGCAAUGUCAGUAGGUAUGAUAAAACAAAAUAGUAGAUGUGAAUCUCAAUAUUUCAAUCUUACAAAUACAAUGGAAAUAUAAAAAAUAAUAAAUUACAAUAGAUCAUUAAA
Xenopus tropicalis (tropical clawed frog) is the source of this 3960-nucleotide messenger RNA. It is a transcript of the gene zcchc24, whose product is annotated as zinc finger, CCHC domain containing 24. Bases 514 to 1233 code for a protein of 239 amino acids. The record is from RefSeq and is a predicted model, not a curated record. Lineage: Eukaryota; Metazoa; Chordata; Amphibia; Anura; Pipidae. The transcript has 4 exons. Gene Ontology annotation, molecular function: zinc ion binding; nucleic acid binding.